AUGGCUGUCGCGCUGCCGUGCCUACCAUGCACUUGGCAACUCACGAGAUCCGCGACGCCUUCGGGACCUCCACUGCAAGCUCCGAAUCCGGGCCUCAAGGCUAGCCUGGCCCAUCAUCGUACGUGCGUAGCUACUCUCUCGCUGGGUGUCACUGCUUUUGCGGGCUUGUGCCGAUCGCGCAGGCAAGCACGAGUAGGCCAUCAUUCUCGGCUUCGAUCUUCCGUCCCACGGCGAAGCCAGUUGGAGGAAUCUGGUGAUGCUCUGAUACCUCCCAUGCCCAUCGGGAGACUGGUGAGCAAAGGCAGCACCACAGGACUGGAGUACGACCCUUUCGACGCGCCCGAGUUCAUCGAGGACGAACAUGGCGGAGGCAUCUUCAGCUGGAUGCCCGUCACAGCAGAAGGCGGCCUCUUGCCAGAGGGUGAAUAUGACGAGCAGUGCUUUGAGGUUCCUGCAGAUCGGCUUGACUAUUUGCAGGGAGGUGGCUGGCUCCAAGCUGGCGAGGGCCAGGAUUAUCGCGCCUACAUCGUGGGUGAGGUCUCUGAAGCGCAUGGCCGCACAUGGCAGCGUGUCGUGCUGAAGGGGCGAAAGGAGUCGGUGCAAGAGGGUGGCCUGCGAUUGAUGGAAGGUGUGCUCAGACAACGGCCUUGGGACCAACCACUGCGAGAACUGCCAAGACCAGAUGAUCUGAAGGACAGAAGUCUGAAGGACUGA
Molecule: messenger RNA, 714 nt
Organism: Symbiodinium natans
Lineage: Eukaryota; Dinophyceae; Suessiales; Symbiodiniaceae
Source: the annotation of a GenBank genome assembly